Molecule: messenger RNA, 1195 nt
Organism: Oryza sativa Japonica Group (Japanese rice)
Lineage: Eukaryota; Viridiplantae; Streptophyta; Magnoliopsida; Poales; Poaceae
Product: transcription repressor MYB6
Source: RefSeq, a predicted model, not a curated record
CAGCAAAAAAAAAUUUAAUAUGUGUGGCCCACAUGUAAGUGAGACAAUGGUGUGGGUCCCACAUUUCUCUGUUUUUUUUCUUUUUCUCUUCUCUUCUCUCCGAAAUCUCUCGAGUCUCGAGCAGGCACGGCGACCGAGGGGGAGAAAGGUGGCCGGUGGCGGAGCGGAGAUGGCGGCGGCGGGAGAGGGAGAGAGAGGCGGUCGACGCGACGGCGGCGGCGGGAGAGGAGGAGAGGUGGAGGCCGGCGCGACGGCGAGCUCUGCGUCGGAGAUGUUCGAACGUGCCGGGUGCUCGACCACGGGCCCCGUCGCCGCCCGCCGGGCGAGCGACGCGCUCUCCCCGUCGACCCUCUCUCCCUCCCCAAGGCGAUGGGGUUGCUCCGCUGCCGAAAGAGCUGCUGCCUCCACUGGAUGAACUACCUCAGCCCCGACCUCAAGUGCAGCAACUUCACCGACGACGACGACGAGCUCACCAUCAACCUCCACGCCCUUCUCGGCAACAAGUGGAACACGCACAUCAAGCGCAAGCUCAUGAGCCAGGGCAUCGAUCCGCAGACGCAUCAGCCGGUUAGCGCCGGGACCAGCGUUGCCGCGGCAAGCGAGCUGACCACAACGGCCAGCACUGUCGGCUUCCCAUCCCUGCAGGCGCCGGCGCCGGCAUGAGGGAGCUCGAGGAGGAAGGAGGGAAGGUUGGGAGGGGUCUUCCUCAUAGUCGUUGUUGACGGCGGAGGUGUCUCCGGCGGAGGCCGAGUCAGCGGCGGAGGUGAGCUCGAGCUCCGCGUCGAGGAGCACCGCGAAGUCAUCGCUGCCGCUCGACGACGACGGGGAGGACGGCGACGGCGACGGCGACUUGGCGGCGGGGCUUAUGGUCGAGGGCAAAGGGCGUGCUUUGGUCGGUUGGGGUAGGCUGGAUGCGCCUCCGCGCUCGCCCACCUCCGCUCCGCUGCCAUGCUCGCCCUCCGCCGCUCCACCCGCCGCCGCGCUCGCCCUCUGCUUCUUUGCCCGCGGCCAUGCUUGCGCUCCACUGCUCGGCCCGCUGCGCUUGCGCCUGCCGCCGCUCCGCUGCCGCGCUUGCCCUCUGCUGCGCCACCCGCAUCCGCACGCGCUGCUCCGCCUGCCGCCGGCCUCCCUCACUAAAGAGAAAUAGAGAAGAGAGAAAAGAGGAGAGAAGGAGAAGGAAGGAGAAGAAAAAAAA